Aureobasidium subglaciale EXF-2481 is the source of this 1283-nucleotide messenger RNA. RefSeq lists its product as uncharacterized. Bases 330 to 1196 code for a protein of 288 amino acids. The record is from RefSeq and is a predicted model, not a curated record. The transcript is spliced from 3 exons. NCBI's taxonomy places the organism in Eukaryota, Fungi, Ascomycota, Dothideomycetes, Dothideales, Saccotheciaceae.
ACUUGUACAGGAGCUAUCACAAGCCGGACUCGGAAGCUUCGCUAAAGAAGCACCUACGCACGCUCAUCAACCGACCAGAUCUUGGUCGAACAGUGACGAGAUUAUCUAUCGGCUCUUGUCAAGCUUCACGAUUCUGUCAUGGAGACCGGUGCGGACACGACUUAGAGGAACGGCACCUUUCAAGAUUGCCAUUCGACCCCGGAGUAAGUGCGAGCUGGCAAUACCAUAACGCACACCAAAUUGCUUGGCUACCAGUCGACGGCACUCGUGUGCUCAACUUCGAGUCAAGUUUUUUGGAGACCGAUGAGGAUGCCAAGAUAGGUCUGCUCAUGUUGUCCACGCCAAAUAUCAAGGAACUGUACCUCUCAGAUGUUCCCCCAUGGACCAAUUUCUUCUGGCCCCACUUUAAUGGCCCAACUCUUGGACUGCAGGUCCAGCCUAUGUCGCAGCUCAAAAAGCUCGUGCUGAGAAAAUCACCCGCCACCAAAGAUGUUAUCAAGAUGCUUUCCAUACUUCCUAAGGUGGAUCGAUUUGCCAUGACAGGUCUGUAUAGCUAUCCAAGAGCAACUGGGUCCCACCAGUCACCUACAUGUCGAAUGAAACACCUUCGUGUUGAUCGCUGUGCAGCUGACUUCUGGCCAAUUGAACAAGCAUUGGAGAACUGUCAUGGUCUCGAGCGACUGGGUUGGAUUGUCGACGGCAAAAGCCUUGCUUACGAGAGAUUUUCACUACAGAUCCAUCGUAUCUUCUCACUGGCAGUGCGAUCAAAAUCCACUUUGCAAUCCCUGUGGCUUGCUAUACAUGAAACUCAAUAUCUACCUUCUUGGUCAUCCACUCCGACCACGGUCAGUUUCCGAGACUUUGGCAUGUUGAAUAAUCUGCUCAUCGAACACCGGCUACUCAUCGGAGACCGAAGACACGAUCUUGCAUACCUACUACCAUCAAAUCUGGAGCGACUGAGUUUGAUCCACUGCGACAAUGGCGUCUUUGAAGAACUGGAAACACUCAUCUCAGGCCGUGCGCUGCCGAGCCUCCGUAAUAUCCAUCUUUCCUUUUCAUCCUCCGCAUACGAAGAUGGAAUGUGGUGGGUAGAUGCGAUGACACAAUUAGCUAAGUCUUCUUGUUGCAAGGUAAGAAGUUUCCGUUCUUUCCACUCUUCGGGCGGUAUGAAAAAUGUAAGGAUUCGAAGUAUUUAGAAUUUUUUGGGACAGUAUCUCAAAAUUUCGGCGAGAAGCGGUGUUCACUUUCACAAUAAGUUAAUUGGUGAAGGCGCAUUGCGAAAA